Molecule: messenger RNA, 423 nt
Organism: Ilex paraguariensis (yerba mate)
Lineage: Eukaryota; Viridiplantae; Streptophyta; Magnoliopsida; Aquifoliales; Aquifoliaceae
Source: the annotation of a GenBank genome assembly
AUGUAUUUGUGGGAAGAGGAAGCAAUGGACUAUUUGCAUGUUUCCCGUUCUUCAAAAGCACCAAGGAUUUCCUCACAGCUUCCCUUGCCAAAUCUCUAUGUGCCUGUUCACCAAUUAUUUGAGGAGAAGACUAGUUCGAAUUGCACAGAUUUCCUUCAUUAUGUAGGUAUUAUCCUUGAUGUUAUUCCUUUUUCAAGGGAAAGUGCAUGGGAGCAACCUCCUCCAGAUUUAGCAUCUUACUUGUAUAAGAAUCGAAUUGUCUACUUGGGAAUGUCUCUAGUUCCAUCGGUCACAGAGUUGAUACUAGCAGAAUAUCUUUAUCUUCAGUAUGAGGAUGAAGAAAAACCAAUUUACCUCUACAUAAAUUCCACAGGGACAACUAAGGUUAACUAUAUUGCUUUAUUUCAUAGGGCUUCAUAUUAA